Pleurotus ostreatus (oyster mushroom) is the source of this 522-nucleotide messenger RNA. RefSeq lists its product as uncharacterized. The transcript has a single exon. The record is from RefSeq and is a predicted model, not a curated record. Lineage: Eukaryota; Fungi; Basidiomycota; Agaricomycetes; Agaricales; Pleurotaceae. The coding region runs from base 1 to 522 and encodes 173 amino acids.
AUGCCCAUUUUUUUGCGACUUGAAGAUGUCCUCGAGCAUGCGUCGACAACAUUCACGACGAGAACUACCGUGACUCACGUCGUCAAUGGCUCGUAUGUCGACGUUUCGUACGACGACUUGAACCUUAAAGUUCGCCGUCUGGCCUCUCGUAUCCAAUCUCAACUCCCCCCCGGGGGCCUUACCAAGGUACCCCUUACGUUGGAGUUUUCUAUUUCGAGAAACCUGCACCAUGUUGUGGUCAUGCUGGCAACUCUGGCCGCCGGGGCAGCCUACUUCCCCAUCGCGCUGGAUACCACCGCAUCCCAAUUUCACGCCCUACUUGAGCAAACAGGCGCCGCUGUCAUUGUUUCCUCUUCACAAGAGCUUGAACGCCUGAACGGGCUCGGCGCAGCACGGAGCCUCGCGAUCAUCGAUGCGUCCAAGGAACUGCAUGAGGAGAAUGUAUCACUGAGCAAGAAUAGCUCACUCACUGGCAAAGAGCCAGCAUAUGUACUGUUCUCCUCUGGUACCUCUGGUACGUAA